AUGGAGCAGAUCAAGUUUGAAGAUUACCUGUCCAUCACUAGUGUCACUUUUGAAUGGGCGGACAGCUAUGACAAUAAGGACUGGGACCGACUUCGUAAAAUUUUGGCGUCGACUUUGCUGAUUGAUUACAGUAUUGUUGGGCAUCAAUGCUUCCCUGAGAUGCCCCAGGAUGAAUUUGUCGCGAUGAUGAGCGCCCCCACCUUCCUUGGUGACCCGCUUGUGCGUACGCAGCAUCUUAUGGGAGCCACGAGAUAUGAAGUUAUUUCCGACACGGAAAUCGUUGGACAUCACCAAAUUCGUGCAGCUCACCAGCGAUACAAGGACCUGGAUAGUAAAGAGGUGGAGUAUAGAGGUCAUGGUCAUUCUAAGGUGAAACACUGGUACCGGAAGGAGGGUGGGGUAUGGAAACUUUCUGGGGUCUGUCCACAAGUAUACUGGAACGAGUAUGACUUUGAUAAAAUCUUUCCUCAAUUGUCGGCUGCUCAUUGA
This is a messenger RNA of Penicillium taxi, 489 nucleotides long. It is a transcript of the gene arp1, whose product is annotated as scytalone dehydratase arp1. The record is from RefSeq and is a predicted model, not a curated record. Gene Ontology annotation, molecular function: scytalone dehydratase activity. Gene Ontology annotation, biological process: melanin metabolic process. Bases 1 to 489 code for a protein of 162 amino acids. The transcript is spliced from 4 exons. NCBI's taxonomy places the organism in Eukaryota, Fungi, Ascomycota, Eurotiomycetes, Eurotiales, Aspergillaceae.